Messenger RNA from Geodia barretti, 960 nucleotides. NCBI's taxonomy places the organism in Eukaryota, Metazoa, Porifera, Demospongiae, Tetractinellida, Geodiidae. The record is from the annotation of a GenBank genome assembly.
AUGAGGCGAUUGCGGGAGAAGGAACCGGUGCGCAAUCUCGUACGCGAAACCCGGUUGGAUACCGCUAAUUUCAUCUACCCGAUGUUCGUAACCCACGGUGAAAACAUUCGCAAUGAGAUAGAGCCCAUGCCCGGUUGCUUCCACACGUCCAUCGACCGGCUCCAUGAAGAAAUCGACGAGAUCGUCGAGCUGGGGAUACCGUCGGUAUUGCUUUUUGGUUUGCCGCCGGAAAAAGACGCAGUUGGCAGCGGCGCUUACGAUCCUGAAGGAAUUAUUCAGGAGGCCACCCGCACAAUCAAAGAGAGAGCCCCGGGCCUGAUGGUCAUCGGAGAUGUUUGCCUGUGCGAAUACACCGAUCACGGACACUGCGGCCUGAUUGACAACGGCAAGGUCGAUAACGACGGCACCCUUGAGUUGUUGGCUCGUUCGGCGCUGACGCAAGUGCAGGCCGGCGCAGACAUGGUGGCUCCAUCGUCGAUGAUGGACGGGCAGGUGCGCGCCAUCCGAGAAACCCUCGACGCCCACGGCUACGAUGACACUCCCAUCAUGGGAUACGCGGCCAAGUACGCAUCAUCGUUCUAUGGACCGUUCCGCGUCGCCGCAGACUCUACGCCUCAGUUUGGUGAUCGUCGCAGCUACCAGAUGGACUCCGCCAACCGGCGCAUGGCAAUGCGCGAGAUCGAAUCGGACAUCGCCGAAGGCGCAGACAUCGUGAUGGUCAAACCGGCUAUGGCUUAUCUGGACGUGAUCAAAGAGGCCCGCGACCGGUAUGACUACCCGCUUGCCGCCUACAACGUUAGCGGCGAAUACUCCAUGGUGAAAGCUGCCUCUCGAGCCGGUUGGGUGGACGAAAAACCCAUCACCCUGGAACUGCUCACCGCCAUCCGUCGGGCUGGCGCAGACAUCAUCAUCUCCUACCACGCCAAGGAAGUGGCCCGCUGGCUGCGAGGCGCGGAAUAA